GCGCGAGUGUACCAGGAUGGAAAUUUGUGAGGCAAUAGAGUGCAAGCAAUAUUGACAUCCGUCAUAUCCUCAAAAAAUGACCAGUUCAUAAGUGUCAAUUGUUCAUACAGUGGAACAAAAUCAGCAUUGCGAAAAUUGAAGGUAACAUCAUUUGAUUGUGACCAGGUUUUGCUACGAGAGUAUCUGUGUAAUGUAAUACAAAGUGGAGGAUGAUGUGAGUCUUCGGGCAAUAGGUCAUCGUAUGCUCUAGUCACCAAGCAUGAUUUGUUGGAGAACACUAGGUCAAGCAAUCUAUUGUUAAUAUUAAGGAGUCAACUACAUUCAAUUUGCGUGAUGGUGAGACAUUCUGCAUACAAAACUCUGGAAUGUUGAAAUCCUCAAGAAAAUAAACAUCAUUACCAGAGAGGUAUGCAGGAGUCAUCUGUGGGGUUUCUAGCCCCACUAUCAAAUGCAACAAACACCCAACUAGUUCGACACAGACACACCAAACAUUGGAACCCAAAAUGGAAGUUAUUUCGGAGGCUGAAAGUGCUAAAGGUUGAUCUACCAGAUUACAAUGAGAAGGUAGAAGAUUUGACUGAGGAGCAAGUACGAGAACGGUUGAAGAAGAAUGGAUUAUUGCCUCCAAGACCAUGGAAUGAAAGACAAUACUUUAUUCAUUCCACAGGAACUGUCUUUGAGCCUUAUGUACCACCAGAAGGUGAUGGUAAAGUUUCACCUAUUACUAAACAGGGUGCUAUGCAAAGUUUGAACUUUCUACAAAAGAAAACAAAAACUAUGAUGGCGAUUCGCAAGGUGAGACAAUAUGAGGAGGAGUUUGACAGUCCAGAUUUUUGCUUGGAAGCUCAAAAGAUAUACAUCAAAAUGCAUGAACUGUUAGCAGCAAACGAUAGGGAAAACCUGAUUGAUGUAGUGACAGAAAGGGCAUACCCAGAAGUGAUUCACAAUAUUGAAAAAAAAACUAUCAGAUGGAGAUACAUCAAAGACAUUGAACUGCCGAGAAUUGUGCAUGCCAGGUGUACCAAUGUUAUCACUGAUGAUAAUUAUUUUGCACAGUUGACUGUCAGGUUUCAUACUCAACAGAGUUUAGCUAUAUAUGACAGAUUUGGGAGACUGAUGUAUGGCAGUGAGAUUCUUGCAAAAGAUGUGUUGGAAUAUGUGGUGUUUGAGAAACAUAUUUCCAACACAUAUGGCAGGUGGAGGAUUCAUGCCAAAAUAAUACCCGAUUGGUUGCCAGCUAAAGAACCUGCUGCUGCCACUUUUAUUAAGAAAGUAGGCACUCUUGAGGAGCCUGAACAGGCGGAGUUAGUAGAAAAACCAAAUAAAGGUGCUACAGAUAGUCAAACACCAAACUUAGCAGUUUAGGCAAUGACUCAAUUUACAUUGUUCAGUUAGAUUAGUUGUUUACCAUUUUCGAAGAAAAUGAAGUUGUUUGACAACAUUA
This is a messenger RNA of Acanthoscelides obtectus, 1444 nucleotides long. NCBI's taxonomy places the organism in Eukaryota, Metazoa, Arthropoda, Insecta, Coleoptera, Chrysomelidae. The record is from the annotation of a GenBank genome assembly.